Anneissia japonica is the source of this 7257-nucleotide messenger RNA. RefSeq names its product signal-induced proliferation-associated 1-like protein 1. The coding region runs from base 365 to 5593 and encodes 1742 amino acids. Gene Ontology annotation, cellular component: cytoplasm. Gene Ontology annotation, biological process: regulation of small GTPase mediated signal transduction; activation of GTPase activity. The transcript has 28 exons. Lineage: Eukaryota; Metazoa; Echinodermata; Crinoidea; Comatulida; Comatulidae. The record is from RefSeq and is a predicted model, not a curated record. Gene Ontology annotation, molecular function: protein binding; GTPase activator activity.
GUUGCACUUCACUACCUUACAACACCUUACAUCGUUGGUGGACUUAGUGAUAAUCAUCUAAUUCUUUGUAAAUAAACUGAAUUUUCAACACAUUUGAUAUUAUUCUGGAACACAUUAUAUUUUGUCAAUAAGAAGCAAUGCAAAAUUACAUGUACUGUACUUUCAUCCAUUGAAGCAUAUCAGCACAAAUCAGAUGAAGUCAAUAUUUUGUGUAAAAUCGAGUACAAUAUUGAAAAAUACAAGACAACGAGGGUAUAAAGUUUGAUCAAAGGCAAUUUUGAUUUGUUGAAGCAAAAAUAUAAUCCAUAUGAUUUGUUUUAAAAUUUGUCAGAUGCUACUCUUUAACUCAACAAUGCUUUAGACUAUGAGUGGGAGAGCAGAGAGUUCAACAUUAUAUAUGCCCGGCAAUCGCGAACCUAAAAAUUACCCAUAUUUGGGAGAUGAAAUUCGCCAACGAGCAAUAAAAGCAGCUGAAUACUAUCAUAAAACGGUGUUAAAAGAAAAUGAACAACCAAUCCCAGAGCCUGGUGACGACAACGUUCUGUCAACAGGACCUGAAGCAGAAAUUCCACAUGGUGGUUUGAUAGCAGAUAGGCUUAAAAGAUUUAACGAUAACACUCCUGGAAAGGAGGCUAACAGUAGUAGGAUGAUGUCAUCAGGUGAGUUCAGAGCAACACCAGUCAACCUUGAUUAUGUAAUGGUAGACGACCUUUCCCGGAAAAAUGAAUUCAAAAGACACCAUGAGCUAAGAAGCUCUGGUCAUACACCAAGGUCAAAUGCUUACGUAUCAGUAAGGGAGCGAGCGGAACGGUUUACAGACGAUCGACGUCGACGUGGCUCACCAUCGUUACUUAGAAGAAACAAUAAAUUUGCGAUGCUUGACAAAUCAGACGAGAAUAGAGGAGGGGCAGCAUUGACCCCAGCUAAUUUAAAAGCAUUGUCACGUGCAGACAAUAGAAAUCUCUUCUAUCCACUAAGGAAGAGUUCAAGUAAUUCUACGAUUGAUGGUCACGAUGCAAACAGCAACCUGUUUUCUGCUCGUGCUAGGGAUUAUGGUAGUACAUCCUCAAUAGAUGUUCAAAGCCACAGUGGAGAUAGUUUUUUCCAAAUGUUGCAGGAAUUUAAAACUGAAAGCGAUCAACGGAGUCCAGCUCCACCAUCUUUUCAAAAACUUCUACGGGGAAACAUUCAAAGCCAGCAGCAGUCACAGCAAAACCCUCCCCCACCCCAAAGCUAUAAACCCCAAAUAGCUCAAGUUGAAAAUGUUGUUAAUGGAUCUGAAAAAGAAGCAACAGAUGCUGAGAACAUUCUUAGUCCUCAACAGAAACGCAGAGCACAAUUUAAGAGAGAAAAACUAAAGGGACGCUCAAAGUCAGUAACUGGAGGUGAAUCGUCAUUUCUGAGGAAAAUCCGUGGUGUUAAAGCAGAAAAUUCCGAUAGGACUAAAAACAGUGAUAAUGAUGGAAACAGUGCAGUGGAUAGUCGAGUUGGUAGAAAGGCCUUUUCUCAUUAUGAUAUGCAAAGUAUGUGUGUGGAUUUAUCGGACGUGGUCGGAAAGAGAGACUCGCUUUUACGACGAAAAAAUACUUCAACAGGUGCGUCUGCAGCUUCAAAGACGACAGAAACUGGCACUCCUCAGGGAAGUAUGGAGAAUUUACUUGAAAUCGAUGAGCAAGAACCUGUUGAUAGCAAAUCUAAUGAAUUAGUACUUGGCUGUCCAUUCUUUAUAAAUGAAAUCGGAGGAGAAACAGUUCGUAAAGUAAGCUUAGCACGUACUGGUCGGUCUAUGAGACGUUAUUUACACUCAGGAAUCGUUGAGGGAGGUAGAGAUUUACACAACUUGGUUGGCAACAAGGGUAAUUAUUCACGAGGACCAUUAUUGGAACAUAUUGAUCAUGGUGCUUUUUAUUAUCGGAAAUAUUUUCAAGGACAAGAUAAAGUGCUUUUAGGAUUGGAAGUUGAGCCAUUGAUACUAAUAAGCAAGAAAUACAAAAUAGGAAUACUGUUCUGUAAAGCUGGUCAAAACACUGAGGAGGAGAUGUAUAACAAUGAAUUUGGAAGUCCCGCAUUUGAGGAGUUUCUUGAUUGUUUAGGGACGAAGGUUCGGUUAAAGGACUUUGAAAAAUUCAGGGCACAGCUGGACAACAAGUGUGAUUCUACAGGUACUCAUUCCCUUUAUGCCACAUACCAAGACAUUGAGAUUAUGUUCCACGUUUCAACUAUGCUUCCAUUUUCUAAUAGCAAUAAGCAGCAGUUAUUGCGAAAAAGGCACAUAGGUAAUGAUAUAGUCACAAUCAUUUUCCAAGAGCCGGGUGCGAAGCCGUUCACCCCAAAAACAAUUCGUUCCCAGUUCCAGCAUGUUUUCAUUAUUGUCCGUGCACAUGAACCAACCACAGAAAACGUUCGAUAUUCUGUUGCUGUUUCAAGGUCUAAAGGCGUUUCAUCUUUUGGACCUUAUUUCUCGGCAAAUAUGAAAUUUAAAAAAUCUGGUUCAUUUGCUGAAUUCCUACUCGCCAAGGUAAUCAAUGGUGAAAAUGCUGUUCAUAAGUCAGAAAAAUUUGUUUCCAUGGCAACUCGAACAAGAUUAGAGUACUUGAAAGAUUUGGUAAAGGACAAUGUGACGCAAACGACCAUUGAUUCAAGCAGCAAGCUUGGAAAGUUUGCCAUCUUUGAUCGCAAGAAAGAAAAGGUCACACCAAAAACUCCACCAGAUAUGUCAUUGAAGGGUGCCCUCAUGUGGUAUGUCCAGGCAGAUCAGUGGUCACCACUAGCUGGUGGAGAGUGUGAUCAGGUUGGUGAUUUCAGUUUGGCAGAACCAGUUGAUAGUAUUUUAGGCAUCUCGACAGAGCUUUUUACUUUGAUGGAUUACUCAAGCAAACUGCCUAUUUUCUGCAUUCCUUCUAUGGCUAUCAUAGGUUGGACUGUUAAUGAAAACUGUUUAAAGGUGUAUUUUAAUGAAGGAGACUGCGUUGUCGUCCAUCUUGUGGAAGGUGGAGAUGGAAUCACAGAAGUUGUCGCUAGGCUUAAUAUGGUUUCUAAAGGUGCUAAGUCAAGUGAAGUAACAUUACGAAGGAAUGGUCUAGGCCAGUUAGGAUUCCAUGUGCACUACCAAGGAGUAGUGGCAGAAGUAGACCAGUACGGCUUUGCUUGGCAAGCUGGACUCAGGAAAAACAGCAGACUUGUGGAGAUAUGUAAAGUUGCCGUUUGCACCUUGACCCAUGACCAGAUGAUCGACCUUUUGAGGACCUCGGCAACCGUAAAGGUUGUGGUGAUACCUCCACAUGACGAUGGAAGCACUAGGAAAGGUCAGAUGUCAUCAGAGUAUGUGCCAUCUGAGAGUAGAGUUCCGAGAAGUGUAGGUCGCAGGGAGUCCAUAGGCAAACGGUCUCAUUCUGUUGGGGGUGGAUCUAGAAGCAAAGACAAAGAUUAUAGUUCUCAAAGAGUUCAUGCCAGGACUACAACUUCUCCAGCUGUUAACUCCAAUGGCCCCUCGCGUGGCACACAAUGGCAGAGACUACCAACCGAGUACUCUCCGGCUGAUGAUCAGGCACCUCAAGGGAAGGUUGCGGGUGACUAUGAGCAUUUAGACCAUGCAAGGACCGGCCUUAUAAUUGAUGAAGAAGCAAAGCAUCUUCGUCAGGUCUCCUUAGAACUUCAGCGCAAUCAACAUGGUUCUGAUAGCUCCGGACUGGGCAGUUUAGAGAGGAUGUCGCGAGAGGAAGUCAGUAGAAAUUUAAUGGAGCAUCGGGGCAGUAGAGAAAACAGACCGUACAGACAAGCAGAUGUAUCAAAUCAUAGACGUAGAAUAUCUAAAGAAGAUUCUGAAAUGGAAGUUUUAACACCAACAAAUUUCAAUCAGAAUAGGGGUGAAUCACCAUACAGUAACACUAAGAAGUACAGAACAGUUAAUGCAGCAGUUCAGGGCAGUAGAGAUACUUUAAUGAAUGCAAAUGAAGAGAAAUGGUAUGAUGUAGAUGACACUAAUGAUGAUGGUUACCAUGCUGAUUCAGGUUACCAUGACAGCACCAGGGCUGUUUCUAAAGAUAGCCUAGUUGAUCCAGGUUAUGGUAGUGGUCCACCAAUGCUGCCAGAUCCACAAGGAUUCCACGGAGACUACAAAGAUCUUGAUCACAUAAAUUAUGGACCUCCAGAAAGGUACAGCCCGGGUCAAAGUCCAUCAUAUCGGAGGACUGAGAAAGAUUUUACAUUUGACAUUAGUGUUCCACGUUCAAACACUUACGAUGCAUUACACAUUCCAAGCAAUUCAAAUCUUAGCGAUCAUUCAACUCAAUCUAGUGGGUCAGGCCAUCGAGAUCUCAGUGGAAGUCUUCGGGUAUCCAGACCAGGGCAACAAUCACCAUCACAAAGCCCAGUAAUUACAAGACAUCAUGCAACAACUGUACGCCCCCGCAGCCCUGAUCACAGAAAUAGUCCAAUGCGUGGAACGAGGGAGUAUAGUUCACAGCGUUUAAGAGGAAAUACCACCAACCACUCGUCAAGUAGCAGCUUAAGUGAUGCUAAUAGUCCAAGGCAGGCCAGAAGGAAAAUUCUUGAUCCUAAGCAAUCAUCAAAUGAGUCGUUGUCCAGUCGUCUCAGGCCAGGUGUUACCAAACCAACCAAACCAGCGUCUUCGUUACAAGAGGACUUACGGCGCCUACUUAGCACAAAUGAUCUGGAUAGCGAGGUAGAGAAUGAGAGUGAAUGGUCCUCCUUUUGCUCUUCUAACUCUCGAUCACCUGCACCUCCCCGGCCACCAAUCCGCACAUGCUCAUUUCAAUUCCGCCAAACGCUUGUUGCCUACUCACCUGCAUUGCACACAUCACAGGCCCUUGCAACUUACCCAGGCAAAUCAAACAACUCAACAUGGUCCAGCCUACAGCGUACACUAUCCGAUGAAAGUAUUGCAGCAGGAGGUGGGCCAUACAAGAAGUUGGGAGACCAUGAACCAUCAAAUGAGUCAAUGUUCAACACAGCUUUCCCGGCCCUAGUUCGAGUGCGUCGACUUCAAAGAGAAAAACAGAAUCUUGCAACACUUUUCAUCAAAGAAAGUUUAAAUUUUUGCAGAUUCCCGAUGUCGCCUUUUUCAGAAAAUCCAGACACAGUUAGCCAAACCGGAUCAACCCCUACCGUCUUCCCCCUCCCAGACAAUGCCUCACAUUUAGACUGGCAAAACCUUGUAGCAACAGCAAGUAAAGCAUUUGAAGGAAGUGACCACCACAAUGGUAAAGUAGCAUCUGUAGAUAGACUGAAUGAUAAUAUUAUGGAUCAAAAUGAAUUAACACCUUCCUUUCAACGAAAUUAUAUGGGACGAAAAGAUGUUCGGUAUCGGUCAUCGGGAGGAGCUCGGUACAAGAGCCAGGCCAAGACACCAACACGAGCCACCAAUGGUGAUUUAGCAGUAGCAAAUAAUAAUGGACAGCUAAAGAAACUUGUUCAUGAAUUAUCAAGAGAAAGAAGUGAGAAGCAAAGCCUAGAAGAUCAAAUUGAAAAGCUCCGACAGGAUAACAUGAGAUUGCAAGAAGAAUCGCAAACUGCUUCCACACAGCUUCGAAAAUUUACUGAAUGGUUUUUUAACUCCAUUGAUCGUCAAUAAAUGAAUGUUUUCCAAUUCCCAGAAUUAUGAAUGAGUCUCCCAUCAAAUUUAAUGAAAAAAAAAUAAUCUUUUAAUUGAAAAUAUUGAUGUACUUCUGGUAUAUUUUUCCUGAAUGCUUUAUCAUAAUUAAUUUAAUUGUGUUGAGCUUCUGUUGUUAAUGAAUAAUUAGGUUUUCUCAAUUAAUUAUCAAUAUAAUAUAUAUCAGUUGAACUGUAAGUCAUAUACUUGUGAAAAUGUUGUAACCCAAAUUUGAUAUCCAAAACUAUUCUAGAAAUCCAGCAAUUUAAAGCAAAUAAUAAAAUACUACCUGUCUUCCUGAUGUAAAUUUUUUUUAUAAAGAUAAACUAUUUUCUGAAGUAAAUCAAAUUUUUUCCAAUCCUUAUAAUAGAUUGUCUUCAGAUUGUAUCCAGGGCUUGAUAUAUUCCAUUAACCAAAACAAUAGAAUACAGUUUUUAUUAUUGGUAGUAUUUUAAGUGUUUUGUGUUUUUGUAUAGAUUUUUUAGCACUAAAUGUUAAUACCCAAUAUCAGAUAAUGUGCUACAAAAGCUUUUGUUUGUUUUAUUUUAGCUUGAAAUAUAAAAGGUUUUAAUAAUAUUCAUGCAUAUAUUGAUUAUAUUGAAUAGUAAGUAUUGAUUAUUGUAAUAACUCUUGUAUCAGUUGUGUUUGAAACACAGUGUAUACCUCUGGUACUCUAAUACUUUGUCCAGACUAUAAAAUUUUACUUUGCAAACAAUUGUAUGCCUGUAAUCAGGAUGUGCCUAUAUAUGGUCAUGAUGUAAUGUCAUCAUGACCAUAUUUGGGCAUGUCACAUGUUUGUCAAACAAAAUUUGAUAGUCUGGACAGAGCUUUAUUGCAGCAUUCUUUUUUUACAUUUUUCCUGCAUUUAUCCUACAUGAGUUGAUGUAAAUAGCUAUAAUAAUAUAAUGUAAAGAAUAUUCUGUUUGCAAUAUACAGUAUAGGUAUCUCUUUACAACUUACGACGCCUACAUCUGUGCAUGUUGACCAUUUUAUCAGAAAUUUUGAUUUCAAGUCGUAUUGUUAUUAUAAAAUGAGUUGAAGAAAAAGUGGGAUGAGUCAAACAAUAUGUUGACUUGUGCUAUAUUUUAUAUGAACUUGUAAAUUUGUAAAAAAAUAUUUUAAGAAAAAUGUUUUAAUUUUUAGGCUUGUGUUAAUAGAAAACAAAUUGUUUGAUUAUUAGGUUCAUUUGUAAAUUAUAAUGCUAAAGAUUACAGAAAAUAAGUUAAAGUAUACUUUAACUCUUGGUUACAAUGAGUUAAGUUUAAUUUUCAUUAUUAUUUUUGAUUAAUAAACUAGUUUUAUUCUGUAUUUCUGAUUGAAUAAAAAAAAACACCUGUGAGAUAUAAAGUAUGUAGAUAUUAUGUAAUGUUUAUGGUUGCUAUGAUAACUAUUUUGAUAAUUUCCCUCAGUUUAAUUAUAAUAUUCCAUCUUAGUACCAAUGAGGUAUUGAAAUUUAAAAGUAUUUGUCAUUACUAUUUAUAGUGGUUUAUAUGUUAUAGUGUGUUGUUUGCUUGACGGGUGGGCACAUUCAGUUUAUACAUAUGUAUUUAUAUUAUCCCUUUACUUUUAACCAUAUUGAACUAUUUUUCAUUUAGUUUGAAUGUAAGUUCAUUUUAUAUCAGAUAUUAAAAAUAUGACAAUAUUCA